AUGAGCACGCGAGGGGAGAUGUCUCCUCGGCGCCGCCGCACAUCUCCGCCGCCUGCCUCUCUGCCAGACGACGACGACCUUCUCCGGGAGAUUCUCCUCCGCCUGCCGCCGCGCCCUUCCUCCCUCCCCAGGGCCUCCCUCGUCAGCAAGCGUUGGCGCAGCCUCGUCGCCGAUCCCCAAUUCCAACGCCGCUUCCGCGACCACCACGGCAAGCCUCCUCUCCUUGGCUUCUUCGUCGAUGAAUAUAGCCCCUGUCCGCUUUUUCCACUGCUGGAUCAACCAGAUCGCAUCCCCGGCGCUCGCUUCUCCAUGCCUCUCCGCGAGGGCAACCGCAUCCGCAUCGUCGACUGCCGCCACGGACUUGUACUUACCUUCAGCUCAAGGCAAACCACAUGGCGGCCGCGCCACCUAUUUGUGUGGGAUCCGGUCGCCCGCGAGCAGCGCUGCCUCAUCUUCCCACCAGAGCUAGACGUUGACAAGAUGUUCAUCUUCAACGGGGCGGUGCUUCGCCCUGUUCGCGGUCACGGCCAUUUCCAGGUGGUCCUGGUAGCCCAUUACUUACCUGCUGAUAUAUCGAGUUCUCGCAUGCCUUUACUCAUCGGAGAACGGCAGAUGGAGCAAUAUCAACUCACUGCAGCUGCAAACAUUUAUAGCAUCGCCAGAACCCAGCACUUUGAUUGGGAAUUCCAUUUGCUGGUUAAUUAA
Aegilops tauschii subsp. strangulata is the source of this 705-nucleotide messenger RNA. Lineage: Eukaryota; Viridiplantae; Streptophyta; Magnoliopsida; Poales; Poaceae. The record is from RefSeq and is a predicted model, not a curated record.